CCCUCCAUCCUUUUGCCCCUUUCUCUAGAAACGGUCACCUCGUUGGUGCAAGCACAAGAUCCUUGUGCAUCAGCACCUACUGCAGCUGCUAAGGUCAUUUGUCAUCAACUACACAAAUGGGACGAAGCUGCACGGGCAGCGAAGAAGACUUUGGUUGCUCUGCCGCCAGGAAUAGCUGCGGGCAAAAAUGCUAUCGCUGCUGAAUUGGCCCCUAUUGCCAGUUCCAUCUAUCAGUGUAUGGAUCUGCAAUGCAUGUGUACCUAUCUACGAGGAAACUUGGCUCCCAAUGGAGCAUGCACACUUCCCAAUGGGCAACCGCUAAGGAAGGCAAUAAGGAAGGAGCUUCGUAUGAUGUCAGACGACGAACGUGAACGGUUCAAUCAAGCAGUUCGUACACUAAAGCAGAACGGUGAAUUUGAUCGUAUUUCUCGAAUACAUGCACAAUCAACAAGGGUCGGUGGAGCUCAUUCGGGACCAGCAUUUUUGCCAUGGCAUCGUGAAUUCUCUAAAAGGUUCGAAUUUGCUCUUCGACAAGUUGAUCCAUCUCUUGCCCUUCCAUAUUGGGAUUCGACCCUGGAAAGUGCUCUACCUCGUCCUGCCGACUCUGCAAUGUUCUCGGCCGCAUUAAUGGGCGAUACCAAUGCACAGGGACUCGUUGACAAUGGACCUUUUGCAGGUUUUAGAACACUUGAAGGUUUACCCCAUGUCAAACGAGCUGUAGGAAAAGAAGGUGCUCCUUUCAAACAGAGCGAUAUCGACUUUGUGAUGAAUCAAAAUCAAGUCGAUCAAGUACUUGCGUUUUCUGCUCCACGACAGGGUUGUCCUUAUAGGACAGACUACAACUGUCUAGAGUACACCCACGGAAAUGGGCACCUGUUUGUCGGAGGAGAUAUGUACGACACGGCCACCUCAGCCAACGAUCCGCUUUUCUAUCCUCAUCAUAGUUUCGUGGACUUUAUUUGGGAACAGUGGAGGCAACAAAGACAGACACGUGCUGAUCGCGAGACGCUUUACCCUCCCGACAAUCAGCUCUGUGCCAGUCCUCAACAUUUCGCCGCUGCUAAUAUGAAUCCUUUCACUCCGAUGAGAAACAUUGAUGGACUAUCAAAUAAGUAUACGGACAAUCUUUACGAGUACGCUGCACGACCAUUCUGCACCCGAGCACUGCCCAAUUGUGGAUCCAAAUUCCUGUUCUGUGAUCUCUCACAUGGACAGCCACGUUGUGCAGCCAAAAUGAAAGUCGGUGGCAACUGCGGUACCUUUGUCAUGGGAGAAGAUUCAUGCUAUAUGGGCUCAUGCACUGCGAUCGUUGUCACGCCGCCUCCUCGACCGAUUCCAACAGUCGCUCCCGUUGUUGUUGCACCACAGGAAACAUGCUUCAACGAAAACCAGUGCUGUGGGACAUGGGCAGCUCACGGCGAAUGUACUCGAAACGUAGCCUAUAUGGAUGAUUGGUGCAAAGCUAGUUGUGGACAUUGCAGGCCACAGUAUAGACUGGUCGAUGACUGCUCUGAUCGCCACAAGAACUGUAGAACAUGGUCGAGCACGGGUGAAUGCAAUAGGAAUGCACUUUGGAUGACGGAAAAUUGCAGAAUGUCAUGUAACAAAUGCGGAACGACGAGAGCUUUUGAAUGCGGUGGAGAAACAGCUGUUGUUACGACCACAGCACAUCCACAACAGCCACAGUGCGAAGCCUCGGACGGUUGCUACAACGAGAACGUUUGCUGUGCGUACUGGAGUUUACUUGGCGAAUGCCGAAAAUCGCCUGCAUGGAUGGCUUGCAACUGCCGAGUCUCUUGUGGUCACUGUGUUCCACUGGAUUAUGGCUACGGAUCUUGUCUGGAUUAUCACCGUGACUGCGCUGGAUGGGCUCGACAGGGUGAAUGCGAAAAGAACCCGUGGAUGUCAGAAAACUGUCGUGCAUCGUGCAGGACGUGCUACUCACAAUUCGACCUCAGAAGCAUGUGUCGCGGUCCUGUUGGUAGUGUAGCGCCAGUAGCAACUGCUCGUCCACGACAACCAACAGUCACUCGACCACCUCCACGUUGGCAACAAGGUGGAUUCCGCUUUGGUGGAGUGGAUUACGAUGAUGAUUGGGGUGGUAUGGGUGGUGGCCUUAUGAGUUGGGGAACUGGAGGAGGAGGUGGUAUUGCAAACGGAUGGGGUGGACCAAUGCCAUUAUGGCAGCGAUCGGCAUGGUUUAAACGAGCCAGAGCUCGAAGAUCUAAAAAUGAUUAA
This is a messenger RNA of Haemonchus placei, 2238 nucleotides long. The record is from the annotation of a GenBank genome assembly. NCBI's taxonomy places the organism in Eukaryota, Metazoa, Nematoda, Chromadorea, Rhabditida, Trichostrongylidae.